This is a messenger RNA of Hippopotamus amphibius kiboko, 1617 nucleotides long. It is a transcript of the gene RALY, whose product is annotated as RALY heterogeneous nuclear ribonucleoprotein. The record is from RefSeq and is a predicted model, not a curated record. Lineage: Eukaryota; Metazoa; Chordata; Mammalia; Artiodactyla; Hippopotamidae. Gene Ontology annotation, cellular component: nucleus. The coding region runs from base 362 to 1261 and encodes 299 amino acids. Gene Ontology annotation, molecular function: RNA binding. The transcript is spliced from 10 exons.
GCACCGCUGUCAGUGCGGCGGAGUGCGCGAGCGGCGCGGGCGGAGGGCGGGCAGAUCGGAGAGAAGCUGAGGGGGCGGUAGCGGCGGCGGGGGCGACUCCCGCGCGUGUGCUCAGCUCAUCACGCUGCGGCCGGGGCCGCCUUCUUCCUCCCUCCCUCGCUCCCUCCCUUCCGCCCCCGAGUGCGGCGGCACCGCCUCCUUCCGCGCCGCGCGGCUUUCUCCAGACCUCUCAGCGCGGGUGAGUGGGGGUCGCAGGCGUCUCCUUAAAGGUGAGCCCUCUUCUGUGAGGCAGUUGGUGCUGACCCUGUAACGCAGAAGUGGAAAUUGCUGGCUGAGCUCAGCCUUGGUACUGGUGGCCACCAUGUCCUUGAAGAUCCAGACAAGCAACGUAACCAACAAGAAUGACCCCAAAUCCAUCAACUCUCGAGUUUUCAUCGGAAACCUCAAUACAGCUGUGGUGAAGAAGUCUGAUGUGGAGACCAUCUUCUCCAAGUAUGGCCGUGUGGCCGGCUGUUCUGUGCACAAGGGCUAUGCCUUUGUCCAGUAUGCCAAUGAGCGCCAUGCCCGGGCAGCUGUGCUGGGAGAGAAUGGGCGGAUGCUGGCCGGGCAGACCCUGGACAUCAACAUGGCUGGAGAGCCAAAGCCCAACAGACCCAAGGGGCUAAAGAGAGCAGCAUCUGCCAUAUACAGUGGCUACAGCUUUGACUAUGAUUACUACCGGGACGACUUCUACGACAGGCUCUUCGACUAUCGGGGCCGCCUGUCACCAGUGCCAGUGCCCAGGGCAGUCCCUGUGAAGCGACCCCGGGUCACAGUCCCCUUGGUCCGACGUGUCAAAACCACCAUACCUGUCAAGCUCUUUGCCCGCUCCACAGCUAUCACCGCCGGCUCAGCCAAGAUCAAGUUAAAGAGCAGUGAGCUGCAGACCAUCAAGACAGAGCUGACCCAGAUCAAGUCCAACAUCGACGCCUUGCUGGGCCGCUUGGAGCAGAUUGCUGAGGAGCAGAAGGCCAAUCCAGACGGCAAAAAGAAGGGCGAGAGUGGCAGCGGCGGCGGCAGUGGCGGUGGCAGCAGUGGUGGCGGCAGUGGUGGCAGCAGCCGGCCGCCGGUCCCCCAAGAGGACACAGCUUCUGAGGCAGGCACGCCCCAGGGAGAAGCACAGGCUCGAGACGACGGUGAUGAGGAGGGGCUGCUAACACACAGCGAGGAAGAGCUGGAGCACAGCCAGGACACAGACACGGAGGAUGGGGCCUUGCAGUAAGCAGUCUGACAGGAGCAGUGACCACCGGCAGAAGGGCAUACACUGUACCAGGCCUCAAGCUGGGCACUCACCCUUGGAUACCACCCCCAGCGGGUCCCAGAGGAGAGCUGGCAGCAGGCACCACCUCCCUCACGCGUCCCAGCCAGUGCCACAUUCUCUGCAGGUGGAGUUAUCAGCAUCCCCUCCUCACAUACCCUCCUUGUUGGCACUGCCCAGGCCAGAGGGCAGAGCACAGAGUUUCCCUACACUCUGCCUCCCCUCCCCAGGACACUCCCAGGCUUGGGAUUUUUCUAUAGGUUUGGAGGGGGGUGGGCCCACAGGGAGGGGACCCUGACAAUAAAGACAUUGGAUCCCAA